AUGAGUUCUCUAAUUUAUAUUUUUCUUGUGGUCGUCCUUGUUCCUCAUGUUGUUCUUGCUAGAGAAAUUAUGAGAAGUGAAGAAAUAAUAUUUGAUCAAAAUUACAAGGUCACAUGGGGUGACAAUCAUGUUAUUUCCAUAAACCAAAGGAAAGAAAUUCAGCUCACAAUGGAUUACUCUUCAGGGUCAGGCUUUGCAUCCAAGUUAACUUAUGGCUCUGGAUUAUUUCAUAUGAGGAUCAAAGUUCCAGGUAGAGACUCUGCUGGGGUUGUCACAGCUUACUAUCUGAUGUCACAAGGAGAUAGUCACGACGAGUUAGACUUUGAAUUUUUGGGCAACAGAGAAGGGAAACCAUAUGCAUUACAAACCAAUGUAUGGGCAAAUGGUGAAGGGGAUAGAGAGCAAAAAAUCCACCUUUGGUUUGAUCCCACAACUGAUUUUCAUGACUACAAAAUUCUUUGGAACCCACAUCAAAUUGUAUUUUAUGUGGACAAUAUCCCCAUUAGGGUAUACAAGGACAAUAGCAACAUUGGAGUGGGAUACCCAUCAAAGGCAAUGCAAGUACAAGCAAGUUUGUGGAAUGGUGAAAAUUGGGCAACAGAUGGAGGGAAAGCCAAAAUAAAUUGGACAAAUGCACCUUUCAAAGCAAACUUCCAAGGAUUUGAUGUCAGUGGAUGUCAAAGUCAAACCUUAAUUGAUCCAAAUUGUGCUUCUAAUAACUAUUGGUGGAAUGAACAAAAGUUUUGGCAAUUGGAUCCUGCCGGACAAAGACAAUAUGAAAAUGUAAAGCAAAAUUAUGUGACAUAUGAUUAUUGUAAAGAUAGGCAUAGGUUUCCUACACCUCCCUUAGAAUGUCUAUAUUGA
Messenger RNA from Medicago truncatula (barrel medic), 864 nucleotides. RefSeq names its product xyloglucan endotransglucosylase/hydrolase protein 2. Gene Ontology annotation, biological process: cell wall biogenesis; xyloglucan metabolic process. Gene Ontology annotation, molecular function: xyloglucan:xyloglucosyl transferase activity; hydrolase activity, hydrolyzing O-glycosyl compounds. The coding region runs from base 1 to 864 and encodes 287 amino acids. The transcript is spliced from 4 exons. Lineage: Eukaryota; Viridiplantae; Streptophyta; Magnoliopsida; Fabales; Fabaceae. Gene Ontology annotation, cellular component: cell wall; apoplast. The record is from RefSeq and is a predicted model, not a curated record.